AUGCUACGUCCAGUUACCUACUUUGAAGACGGGCCAUGGGAGCUUCACAUGCAAAACGUUGACACUCGAUAUAAGCGACUCCAGGAGGACGGAUUGUCUACAUUUGCAGCCUGUCCAGGCCAAAUAACUGUACUCGUUGGAGGGGAACUGAAACUAGAGUUUAUCUCUUACAUUCCCGAUGGUUUCAAUACAUACUAUCUAGAUAUAUAUGGAACAGCACAUGACAGUGGACUCAUUCCGGAAAAAGCAAGUUUGGAGAUGUUUUAUGGGAGGACCUAUUAUGGAGUCCUAUUUUAUUUUAAUGAAUUAUCGGUGACGUUAAAACUGUGGCAGGUCAUAUGUGCUGACCAUAUGAAGUCUUUUAGCUUGGCAUUAGGAACAACAGGAAGAACGAUUUCGGAACAUUUUCAUUCUCUUCCAAACGUUAUAGGCCGUUAUGAGGGUUUUUCAAGUGGAGGUGAUUUCAGGGAAAACUCCCCAGCUAUUGUUAACCUGCGGAUCCACUUGGGCUGUAGACCGCAGAAACUGAAGAUCAACGUUAACGGAUCAUACUUGGCAGAAACGUACAACAUAACGGAAGACGAAAGCACCGGAGAGAAAAUGUUCAGUAAAUCGUUUUCUUUCCCUAAGAUAUCAAUGAUCGAUAAUGGUACCACUGUGUUCCUACACAGCAGCUUCAUUGACGACCAAGGAUUCCCAAGAAACAUCAGCAUUGAACAAACUAUCCGCGUCGUUCCAGGUAUUUAUGUAUGGCCUUUAUUCAUUUGAUUUUGCUCAUUGGUUUGCCGUAAAU
Pecten maximus is the source of this 793-nucleotide messenger RNA. RefSeq lists its product as uncharacterized. The transcript is spliced from 3 exons. Lineage: Eukaryota; Metazoa; Mollusca; Bivalvia; Pectinida; Pectinidae. Bases 1 to 768 code for a protein of 255 amino acids. The record is from RefSeq and is a predicted model, not a curated record.